Suncus etruscus (white-toothed pygmy shrew) is the source of this 873-nucleotide messenger RNA. RefSeq lists its product as uncharacterized. The record is from RefSeq and is a predicted model, not a curated record. The transcript is spliced from 3 exons. The coding region runs from base 100 to 729 and encodes 209 amino acids. Lineage: Eukaryota; Metazoa; Chordata; Mammalia; Eulipotyphla; Soricidae.
GUUAACUGCUCCCGGCCUGGCCUAGCGGGGCUGCCACGCUGCAGUCCCACCACUGGCCACGGCGCGGAUUUCAAGGGCUCGAGCCAGGGCUUCUUCCUAAUGGGCAAAACAGCUGGCAGUGCUAGAAAACUAUGGGCACAGCCGCUUCCUAAGGACAGAGGCAGAAUCUCCAGAGACAGUUCUGUGGCGGGGUCCUGGGUGCCCAGAAUGCCCAAAGGCAGGACUCAGAGGGAGAAGGGGGUGGGGGUGUUGCAUGGAACCCCUGUAGCGAAGGGGCAUGGGUACGUUCCUGCCUCUGAGACCACGGGUGCUGGACCCUCAGAGAAGCGGUCAAGGUCAUAUCAGCUGGAACUGGGGCGCUUGGGACCACUUGGACGGAAAAAUAAGGGAGCAGGGGAGCAGAUGGCAGUGCCAAGUGUCCUCAAUCCUGGGUCUUCUUGGGACGUGGAGGUGGACAGUUCCCAGGCAGGACUCCGGGGCAUCUUGCUGCCCACCUGCUGCACUUGGAAGCUGGAGCCGGGCACCUCAGUCACCAAGGAUGGGGUUCAGGACAUCCCCCAACCCAUCAGGCCACACCUCGAGAUGCUGAGAUGUUACUCCUGGCUCUGCACCCAGGAAUUACUCCUGGUGGGCUCAGGGGACCAUAUGGAAUGCUGGAAGUCGAACCCAGGUCAACCACUUGCAAGGAGCAAGGAUCUGGAGCCAGAGCCCUGCAUGCAGGCGACAUAGGUGAGGACUGGGGCAGUGACGCUCCUCCAGGCAUGCCAGGUCCGCUAUGUUUUGUCUAGGCCCGGCAGGAUUCGCCCCGGAGCAGGUGGAGAUGAUGGGAGCUGGGGACUGGGGAUGUAGAGAGCUCGUGACGUCAGAGUUAGU